GUUGUGCAUUAGUGUAACAAAAAGCCUAAAAGGAUUUGGGACCAUGCGGCUUCCUUCCCGAUUGAUUGAGUGACCUUUGGUUUUGGUAUUUUCAUUGUAACCUACUCUAACGGGUUACAGAGCUGAAACUUGCAGCAAUAUUAGUCUUAAGUAAAGCCCGUAUGCUGUAAAAAAUUCUGAAGGUCAGAACUUUUCACAGCAUACGGGCUUUGCUUAGGAUUAAUAUUGCUGCGAGUUUCAGCUCUGUAACCCGUUAGAGUAGGUUACAAUGAAAAUACCAAAAAAGCUGAUUUUACUAAAUCAGUCGGGAAUGAAGCCACAUGAUUCCAAAUUCUUUUAGGCUUUUUGUUACACUAAUGUGCCCAUCAGCAAAAUAUGAACUCAAACAGAGUUGGGCAGCUGGAAAGUUUCCUCGUGAACUAGAAUAUCAAUUUUUUUUCUUUUGCUUAGAUAGCUUAAGUGCGAGGGAUAAAUGAUAAAGAUAUGGUGAUAUAUUCAGAUUUUUUAUGAAAUUGACCAAGUUGUACAACAUAUGUAAACAUCAGCGAAUGUUUUACUCCCAGAUCAAUACUUAGAUUCACCCUUAAAAAGAAAAGUCAAUGAUGUGAAGGUAAACUGAUUAAUACACAUGGAAUCUUUAUAUAUCAAGAUACCCGUUGUUCGUCGAUUUUUGAUUCCUUAGCGGAACUGAAGUUCGGCAAUGAGUCACCCCGAUAGUGCAAUUUCUAGGUGCAUUUUUUUAUUUAAAUUCGAAUCGACAAUAUGAAGUUCUGAAUGGAAAUUCAUUAAGAACACGGAAACAAGAAAACGUUUCGAGUGUGUUGCGCCGCUGACUGCAGCCAUAACGUUGAUGUAAGGUGGCUAUGGGAAGGGAGAUCAGGAAUGUUUACAGGCCACAAAGGAUGCCAAAAAAUUGGCAUGCAUGAUUUAUAUCAUCAGUGUUUGUUUUCUCACAUAUUAUUAAGCGACUAUACGGUCGAGAAACACAGAGAGAAUCGUUGCUUAUUUUUCAAUAAAUUUGUUGUAUUGUUAUUAUUGUUGGUCUUAUUUAUUUAGAUGAAUUGAAUAAUAUGAAAUUAUUUAAAAAAAUUAAAAAUUUGGUAUUAAUAAUAAAUCCAAAAACAUUGUUAGUAGAUGACAUAAAAAAAUUGAUAAAACUAUUUGGUAAUGUGAACCGUUUAAAAUUAGAUGGUCUAUAUGGAUUUACUUAUAAUGAAAAAUUAGUAAUGAUUCUAACUGAAUUAAUUAUAAAUUUACAUAAUUUAAAUUUAUUAUAUUUUGAUAGAUAUUAUAGACGAUCAAAUAAUGAAUUAGAAAAAAUUCAAUCAUUAUCAAUUUUUAAUGGUAGACAAUGUGAAAUAAAAUUGCAUCAUCAUUUAUUAAUGAUAUGGCUUUGA
Messenger RNA from Didymodactylos carnosus, 1397 nucleotides. The record is from the annotation of a GenBank genome assembly. Lineage: Eukaryota; Metazoa; Rotifera; Eurotatoria; Philodinida; Philodinidae.